GAUCAGUUUAGUGUUCUGCGCAAAGAACUUCGCUUGGUAGCGAUACUGUGUAGUGUGAUCUGUGCUUGUGUGUUUGUGCCUCUGUGCUCUGUGAACACAGUGCCGUGAGUGACGUAUGUGAUUAUAGAUUCUUCUAGUGGACUGGAUUCACGAUUUACCAUGGAUUAUAACAUGGGAUUACUCAGUGGUGAUACGCCAUCUGAAAUUUACGGAAAUCCCAAUGUCACCCUUGGCAGAUCUUCCAGCGGCCUCACACAACAAAUGUCUCGAGCCGGCAUGCUCCAAACAAAUUGUGGCGGUCUUAAUAGAGGUCUUAAAAGGCCUAGCUCAGAUUCUUGUUUUGAUGACAGAGGAAUGGGCUCGGGAAUAGGGCUCGAUGCCUGUGGCGUACAAGACGUCGUAGAUGACAGUUAUACGUCAAUACAACAAAAGAAAUCGCCACCUUCCAAUGGAAAAAAGACUAAGGGGCGCGUUAAAAUAAAAAUGGAAUACAUAGAUAACAAAUUAAGGAGAUACACGACAUUUUCUAAGCGAAAAACUGGCAUUAUGAAGAAGGCAUACGAGCUUUCUACGCUAACUGGAACCCAAGUCAUGCUUUUAGUGGCUUCAGAGACUGGACAUGUGUACACAUUCGCUACGCGAAAGCUGCAGCCUAUGAUCACUUCAGAAGCUGGUAAGGCUCUCAUACAGACGUGCCUGAAUUCCCCUGAUCCGCCGACCGGCAACCAAGGUGGUCCUGGUGGCCAGGGCGGCGACCAGAGAAUGUCGGCGACAGGUUUCGAGGAGACGGAGCUCACGUACAACAUCGCGGAUGAAGAUACCAAAGUAAGACAGUUAGUAUACGGCUCUGGCGCAGGCAUGUCGCAAGCGCAUGCGCAGCACGUUCAGCAACAGCAACAGCAGCACUAUGGCGGUCAUUUAGACGCGGUCCCAUGUCCGCCGUGGGCAUGA
Messenger RNA from Ctenocephalides felis (cat flea), 951 nucleotides. Its product is annotated as serum response factor homolog. Gene Ontology annotation, molecular function: RNA polymerase II cis-regulatory region sequence-specific DNA binding; DNA-binding transcription factor activity, RNA polymerase II-specific; protein dimerization activity. Bases 160 to 951 code for a protein of 263 amino acids. The transcript is spliced from 2 exons. Gene Ontology annotation, biological process: positive regulation of transcription by RNA polymerase II. The record is from RefSeq and is a predicted model, not a curated record. NCBI's taxonomy places the organism in Eukaryota, Metazoa, Arthropoda, Insecta, Siphonaptera, Pulicidae.